Suillus subalutaceus is the source of this 1804-nucleotide messenger RNA. RefSeq lists its product as uncharacterized. Lineage: Eukaryota; Fungi; Basidiomycota; Agaricomycetes; Boletales; Suillaceae. The record is from RefSeq and is a predicted model, not a curated record. The transcript has 5 exons. The coding region runs from base 23 to 1669 and encodes 548 amino acids. Gene Ontology annotation, molecular function: RNA binding.
CUGUAUCUCUCACUUGUACGCCAUGGCAAAAUCAGACAAGAAGGCAGCAGAUAAGGCCAAGGCUACCAAGCCAGCCGCCGCCUCACCCGCAAAAGCAAAGUCGCUAGCGUCAUCCAAGGAGAUUUUGGCCAAGGCCAAAAUACUCAAAGCAUCAAAUGGAAAGCCUUCCGUUAAACGUGCCAAAGAUGAAUCAUCCGACGAUUCGUCAGACUCCUCUUCGGAAGAUGAACAAUCCAAAAAAACAGUGCUCACGUCGGACUCUGACGACUCACCGGAAGAAAAAAAACCUGCUAGUGCCCCAGCCAGCAAAAAGGGAAAGGGCAAAGUGGAGAGUAGUGAUUCUUCUGAUUCGUCGUCGAGUGACGAGAGCUCAUCAGAUGAGGUCGGUGACAAGGAUGUAGAGAUGCAGGAUGUUCAACCUGCCAAUGGCAAAAAGACAGAUAAGCCCAAGGCAGCAAAACCAACCGCCUCGCCGGCAAAAAAAGUCAAAUUGCCAACAUCAUCCAAGGACAUUUUGGCUAAGGCUGGAGCACUCAAAGCAUCGAUUUCAAAAGCAUCCGAAUCAAGCGACGAGUCCUCAGACUCUUCUUCGGAGGAUGGACAACCCAAAAAGCUUACCCCUACCUCCGACUCCGAUGACUCAUCGGAUGAUGAAAAACUCGCCAGUGUCCCGGCCGGCAAAAAGGGGAAGGGUAAAGAAAGUGGUGACUCCGAUUCUUCGAGCCACGAGAGCUCGUCAGAUCAGGAUGGGGACAAGGGCGCCGAAGUACAAAAUGUUCAGCCUGCCAAGGGUACCAAGCGCAAAGCAGAAGCAGAGCCCUCCGUUCCCCCAAAAAAGGUAAAAUUGGUCGAUGACGACGCAGCUCCUAGCGUAUCGACUGAGGAAACGAAAAGUAUUUUCGUUGGUCGGCUAUCAUGGAAUGUCGACAACGACUGGCUCGCACAGGAAUUCGCCUCCUGCGGCGAAGUUGUCUCUGCUCAAGUACAAACGGAUCGUGCAACUGGAAAGUCGCGCGGUUUUGGCUAUGUCCACUUCACAUCCGCAGAUGCGGUUGAAAAGGCUCUCCAAAUGAACGGCAAGGAAAUUGAUGGAAGGCCCGUCAAUAUUGACAAAAGCACUCCGCCGGAUAAAAGCGCUGUUCGUGAAAACCGGGCAAAGUCUUUUGGCGACACGCAGAGCCCAGUGUCAAGCGUUCUCUUUGUUGGGAAUCUUAGCUUUGGUGUCAACGAGGAUCAACUUUGGGAAGUCUUUGGCGAGCACGGCGACGUUAAAAGCGUUCGUGUUCCAACAGAUCGUGAGUCGGGAAGGCCAAAGGGUUUUGCCUAUGUCGAGUUUAGUGCUGUGGAGGCCGCACAGGCAGCCCACGGACAGCUGCAGGGUUAUGAGCUUGACGGCCGCAGCCUUCGGUUGGACUAUUCCCAACCAAGAGACAACGCUGGGGGUGGACGCGGCGGCGGUCGUGGAGGAUUCGGCGACCGAGGUCGUGGACGUGGUGGGUUCGGGGGCGGUGACCGUGGACGUGGACGUGGUGGGUUCGGUGGUGACCGUGGUGGGAGAGGACGCGGCCGAGGUGGUGACCGCGGUGGGAGGGGUGGCGGCAGAGGUCGAGGGGGCGCACGCACUGGAGCCGUCACUCAGUUUGAGGGGUCCAAGAUCACUUUCGAUUAGGCUACACAGCACUACCCCAAAAAUGAUGACUUCCCACUUUUAACGGGGCUCAAGUCGUUGCAUAUCUUUCGUAUAUACAUAUGCACACUGUUCUAUCAUUGUGGUUGACAACUUGAUCUAUCAUACUUCAUUAAC